Vespula vulgaris is the source of this 6385-nucleotide messenger RNA. RefSeq names its product band 4.1-like protein 5 (gene yrt). Bases 4586 to 6328 code for a protein of 580 amino acids. Gene Ontology annotation, molecular function: cytoskeletal protein binding. The record is from RefSeq and is a predicted model, not a curated record. NCBI's taxonomy places the organism in Eukaryota, Metazoa, Arthropoda, Insecta, Hymenoptera, Vespidae. The transcript is spliced from 7 exons. Gene Ontology annotation, cellular component: cytoskeleton.
UUCCAACAAGUAGGUCGACGAAGACGAAAAUGAUUUCGUUCCUUUUUUAUAAAACAAUUGAAUUGAUUCUCAACUGAUUCAUUUCAUUCUGUAUAGGUAGUAGUAAUUAAGUUUAAUUUUUUAAAUAAAUAUUAACAAAGAGUUUAUUAUAUAUCGACAUGAUCUAAGUAAUACUAACACUAAUACAACAAAAAUUACGUCAUAUGAUAAUUGUAAAACAAAACAUGUAAACUGAGUGUCAUGGCAAGACACUUUUACAGAUGAAGAUUUCAAUUUCGUAAUAGUUCAAGUUCAAAAUAAUAAUGAUGACUGCAUUAUUGACGUAGUUAAAUUCAAACGUGGUAUGGAAUACUCAAAAUGAUAAACGCAGAAAGAUUUUCCUAGUAAAAAAACUAUAAAAUUAAACUAGUAAAUAAUUUCGUUAACUUUAGGAAUGUACGUAUAAAAUCAAACUAUUAAUUACUAGUUAGCAAUAAAAGUAAGAAACAAUUUUAUUCAGAUUAAUUCCAAUACAAAGAGAAUAGUUUUAUAAGAGCCAAUAAAACUAAAGAUAAUUUGCAUUAUAUGAUAAGAGAUGAAUUAGGUCUAAAUCGACUAGUAAACAAGUUACAAUUCUAUGCUAUUUUCUAAAAUAAUAUAGAUCAAUACUUUAUCGUUGCAAAUAAUAAAUAUAUCAUACAAUUAUUAAAUACAUCUCUUAUUAUAAUAGGAAACUGUGAAAUUAAAAAUUAUAAAAAAGCUUCUCCUACCACGAAACUGGUAAAUAAUGCAUCUGUAUUACCAUAAAAUAUAACUGUUUCACAAAUACCAAUAUCAACUCUAAUAAAAACGAUACAAUAGACGUAACAAAAAAGUAAUAUAUCUUAUGUUUUAACACCUAUAUUAAAGACUAAAUACUAAAUUAUAUAACUAAGAUGAUAUCAAAAAGUAACUCAUUAAUAAAUAAAACUUAAACCAAUUAAAGUUCUUACACAAAUAAUUAAGACACUACUUUUCGCGAUAGCAAGAAAAUUAAGUUUAGUAAUGUUAAUGACACAAAAUUAUAACCACACAAAUUCUUCAAUUAUUUUUAGUAGGACAUAGAUGGUUAAAACAUGAGCAACGAUAACUACAUAUAAAAAUCCAUUAGAUAAAAACACAAGAUAUAUGAAAUGUAAAUUAAAACUUAAUAUUCACCAUGUAUUUAUAAAUAGAUUCUUGAAUCAAACUCUUUUAUUACGUAUUGCGCAGCAGAGGGGGACGACACGUGUCACACGCUCUUCGAUUACGAGUGCUUCAUAAAAUUUGAUUAAGUCGAAACCAGACAUCACAGAACCGUUAUCGCGUUUGGACCGUUCGUUCCUUCGUCAACGACUGAGUUCCGAUAUACUUUUUUUUUUUAUCGUUAUUACUAUUGUCAUUAUUAAGAAAAGCGAGCGUUAUCUGAAGCUUAUUGGACGAUAAGUCCAAUUGAAAAUAUAAUCCUCUGUUUUUGAAAGGUUAUAAUAAAAUAUAAUUACAAAUAUUUCAAUUUAUUAAUAAUUAAAUGAACAAGUAAGAACAAUGAAAAAUGAAAAUAUUUUUUGUUUCUUUUUAAUAUCAUCGAAUAUCAUUGUUUAAACAAAAGAAAUAUAAAUAUACGUAUAUAUGUAUAUACACGUGUAUGUGUGUAUAUUCGAUUGUUUACGCUAGUCACGAUCACUUUUAUAGAAAGAAAGAAAGAAAGAAUGAGAGAGAGAGAGAGAGAGAGAUAGAGAGAGAGAGAGAGAGAGAGAAGAUAAAGACCGUAUGAUUCACCUGUCCUACGUGAAUGAUUUAUUCUUCUCUUUGUGUUUAUACCCAGUAAUUUAAAGUAGAAGUGCUAAUAAAUAUGAUAUUACACGUAUCGACGAACGUGUGUAAUAGAUCAUUAUUCAAUGAUCGAAGAAUACGAUAAAUUUCAAUAUUGUUUGGAUAUAAAAUUACAUCGAUAUAUAUAUAUCGUAGAUCAUUAUCUUUAUUACGUGUAAUACGUGAGUUUAUAAAGGAAAGCUCAAUGUCGGUAUAGAUACGUAUAAAUAAUCGUUUGAAUGAUCCUUUCAAGCAUGAAGACCUUACGGUAUUUGAAAAUAUACACGCAUGAGUUCGUUAAAAUGAGAAGGAAAUACGAUCGAUCGUAUUGAUAUAUCGCUGGUUUUGGGUAGAGUGAGGAUAUCCGAAUCGUUAUCGAAGGAAACAAUUCGCUCUCUCUCUCUCUCUCUCUCUCUCUCUCUCUCUCUCUCUCUUUCUCUCUUUCUCUCGUUUGCUCUCUGCUCUAUGUAAACACAUAUGUACAUAUAUAUAUAUAUGUGUGUGUAUCUACAUAUAUACAUAUCUGCCUGCACAAAGAGCUUUAUCCGCUUUUAAUCGCUUCGGCUUGUCAGUCAGUUGAACAGCAACGUAUCGCAUGACUCUUGUGAGACCGAAUGAACGUUUGCAGAAAAACAAAAAAAAAAAAGGUCGAUCAGCGAUAAUAAUCAUUCCAUUCGUUAGAAAUACGAGAAUGAUUCAUAUUUAACAUACAUAAGGAUUUCUCCGAAGUAGUCGCAUUACUUUCCGAAUUAGAAAUUCUUAUCAAGAGAAACGAGAUCGGAAGAAAGCGAUAAGUAAAUUCAAUGAGAGAUUAUCAUCAGGAUUAUCCGCUAAUAAUGAUUUGCUUUCUAUCCUCGAAGAAUUACCAACGAUGUGCGUCUUAUUUUAUUUCCUUUUUUUUUCUCUUUUUUCCUUUCCUUUUAUUUUUUUUUUUUUCCUUUUCUACGUAAUUGGAAUUUCUUUCUGGUUUAUACGCGAUAAUUCGUAUUCUGCUGUUAUUCAAUUUUAAACGUAAUUUUUCUUAAUGAGCAAAAAAUGUGAAACGCACAUGUGAAAUCCUUGUUAAGAAAGAAAAAAAAAAGAAAAAAAAAAAGAAAAAAAUGUGCGUAUGAAACGUAAUAUUCAGAUUCUUUAUGAAAUAUUUUUAUAAAACAUAUUUUUCUAUGAAUGUACAUGUAUAUAUAGUAUACCUAAGGAUCACUCUCGUUUGACAAGGAAAACUAAUUAGUCCGCGCGAAGGUUUACGUAUUGUCCUACGCUGUUGAUUCGUUUCGUACGACAAUGGAUUCCAACGACAAUGGCCACGGUAAUCGAUUUAGACUGCAUUCAAAUGUACGAACGGAAGUUAGCAAGACGUACGUGAAUCGUGAACGAGCAGUGAACGAUGAAAAAGUAAGAAGAAAAGAAUCAGAAAAAAGAAAGAGAGAGAGAGAGAGAGAGGAAAAAAACGAAAGAGAUUAAAAAACGCUGAUUUUCAGAUAUGCCUCAGGGUGAUAACCGUAAAGAUCUCGAUUUUACAAAAAGAAUUCGUUUUGAGUACUGCUUUAUGUGAAAAAAGAAAAUGAGAGAGAAAGAAUGAAUGAAAAGACGAAUUUCAUUAGAUAUCUCUCUCUCUCUCUUUUUCUCUUUCCAUCUAUUUUUCUGUCUCUCUCUUUCUCUCUUUUUUUUCUCUCGAGCCCUUCCUCGAUAUGCAUCAGCGACCUGCCUUAAUGUAGCGUGCAUAUGUAAUAACGAUUAGCCUAUGCCGGAUACAAUGACUCGAUGAACGACAAACAGCAUGUGCACGUUCAACUUAUAUGUACAUGUCCAUGUGUUUUAUAUACAAACAUAUGUAUGUACAUUGGCCGUUGACCCGUAACCUUAAAAUUCGAGUUCAAUGAUAGAUUCAUUUAUACACAUCGUAUGUUAUUUGUGGAACGCUCGAAAUACGAAGUUAUAAAAGUGUAAACAAUAACAAGCUCGAUGGCUCUGAUAGAUCAGUCGAUUACGAAACUUUGAAGCGUCAAUAUCGUAACUCUCUUAAUAUUUAUUCGCGUAGUAUUAUUUCUCGAAUUAUCUAAUCUUAUACGUCUUGCACAAGCACAUCGAAUUUUAGGAUUAAGGAUUAUUGUAUUACUUUCGCAUUGGAAUAAUCGAUAUUAAUCAUUUUCAAAUAUCUUUUGCUUUUUAAGUUAUAAUCGAACUAUUGUUGUUUAUUCGUAUCUUUUCUAUACACGUGUUUCGUAGGCGGCAAAUAAUCGACCAAUCAAAUCACAGCCGCCAUGACACUUGUGUUAUUCGCGGGAUCAGCACAACGUCACCUAUCUACAUGAUAAUAGUUUUGUAUUCGAACGACAAACAACGUGAACUCGAUCGGUUAAAUAGCUGUACUGUAAUUUUUUUAAAUUUCUUUCGGCUUCUAUAUGUUAACAUAUAUACGAUAUUGUGAUAAUAUUAAUAUAUUUUCUUAAAAUAUUUUCUACGUUUCGUGAAGAACGUGGGACUUCUUCUUAAUUUAAGUAUUCCGAACGUAUCCGUGUUACCACUACUUCGUAGUAUUUUAUUUGCUUAUACUUUUAUUAAGAAUAUACCAGCAGUUCCGUUAUAAGCCAAACUGACUUAUCUACAAAGCAGCCAUUUAAGUUUUCAGUGUCUGAAAUUAACCCCCCCAAGCGUAGCUUGGGCGGAAUUCGUAUCGUAACACAUUACAGUUUAUAAUGCAUUUUGUAAGACGAUUUAUACAAAAUAUUUACAUUAUUCUUUUGAGAGUGUAAUUUAAUUACAAACGAGAAAGAAAAUGUUGAGAUUUCUUUCGCGACGACGAGCUCGUAGUGUAACUGGGCAAAACACCUCGUCCCAGAUUAAAAAUCAGAGGUUACUUAGCAAUAAAAAUGUUGUGCAAUGUAGAGUUGUUUUAUUAGAUGGAACUGACUUGCCUAUAGAAUUAUCGAAAAAAGCUCUAGCCAGUGAUUUAUAUGAACAGGUAUUUUAUAGUUUAGAUCUGAUAGAAAAAGAUUAUUUUGGAUUGCAAUAUACGGAUAGUAAUAACGUCCAACAUUGGUUGGAUCCAACAAAACCGAUAAAAAAACAAGUAAAAAUCGGACCACCGUAUACACUUAGACUCAAAGUAAAGUUUUAUUCUUCAGAACCAAACACAUUGCGCGAAGAAUUAACUCGGUAUCAAUUUUUUUUACAAUUAAAACAGGAUGUAUUAGAAGGUAAACUUCAUUGUCCACAUCAAGUGGCUGUUCAGUUAGCUGCCUUAGCUCUUCAAUCUGAAUUAGGUGACUAUGAUCCAACCAUGCAUAGUGCUGCAACGGUAUCUGAAUUCAGAUUUGUCCCGGGGCAAACAGAACAAAUGGAAUUAGAAAUACUUGAAGAAUAUGCCAAAUGUUCGGGUCUCAGUCCAGCACAAGCCGAAUCGGCCUAUCUUAGUAAAGCAAAGUGGUUAGAUAUGUAUGGAGUUGAUAUGCAUACAGUUCUUGGUAAAGAUGCAUGUGAAUAUUCGUUGGGUUUAACGCCAACUGGAAUACUUGUUUUUGAAGGAAUGCAGAAAAUUGGCUUAUUCUUCUGGCCAAAAAUUGGUCGUUUAGAUUUUAAAAAGAAAAAAUUAACAUUGGUAGUGGUAGAGGAAGAUGAUGAAGGAAGAGGAGAACAGGAGCAUACGUUUGUUUUUAGACUAGUCAAUGAGAAAGCAUGUAAGCAUUUGUGGAAAUGUGCAGUAGAACAUCAUGCCUUUUUUCGUUUACGUGCUCCUGUCAAGGGUACGAGUGGUCGUCAAAACUUUUUCCGCAUGGGAUCACGUUUUCGUUAUAGUGGAAAAACAGAAUUUCAAACUACUCAAUUAAAUCGAGCUCGCCGUACUGUUCAAUUUGAACGCCGACCGAGUCAAAGAUACGCGCGUCGACAAAGUCAUGUUUUACGAGAACGUCAACGCCAACAAGUAGAUCAGUUACAACAACCACUUACUACCGAAGAAGAACCUCUGCAACGUCAGCCAAGUCACGCUAGUACAAAAUCGUCAGAUUCCAGUGUUCAAGGGGCAUCAUCACCUUUGGUAGAUUCUUUGUUGAAAUCCCUUGCUAAAGAUCAACAACCUCUCGAACCAAGAAAUCAAACAGCAGUUGUUAAUACCGAAAAAGAAUCUGAACCUGUUAAAUCUACAUUACCCGUCGACAAUGUAGCUAAUCAAGUGCAAUUAGUACCUAAUAAUCAAGUUGGUGGUAGUUCAUCUUUACCACCUCGUACUCCGAUACCACCAGAAUCACUUAAAUGUAAUAUAUUGAAAGCAAAAUCCCUUGAACAGGGUAAAAAUUCUAAUUUAAUUUCUAUUACAUCUGUGGAUCAAUCUGCAGUUACAGUCAAAAAUAGUCAGCCUUCUGAUGCAGCAACUAUCGUUUCAGUGGAUGAUAGCCCAGCUGUAUCUGAUAUCAGUCCAUGGUUGGUAGCAGAUCCAUCUCAAGCUGCAACAACAGAACAAUCUCCAGGCAAACAAACAGUCAUAACUAGAAAAACGAAGGAGAAAAAAAAUGUUCCAUAAGAAUUCACUUUAAUUUGUUAUUCGUACUAUUCGUUAUUAAAGUAAAUUUCGAACAUU